Molecule: messenger RNA, 3415 nt
Organism: Dermacentor andersoni
Lineage: Eukaryota; Metazoa; Arthropoda; Arachnida; Ixodida; Ixodidae
Product: glucose-6-phosphate exchanger SLC37A4-like
Biological process (GO): phosphate ion transmembrane transport; glucose-6-phosphate transport
Cellular component (GO): endoplasmic reticulum membrane
Molecular function (GO): glucose 6-phosphate:phosphate antiporter activity
Source: RefSeq, a predicted model, not a curated record
UGUGGCUGUGCGCAGGAAUUUUGCGAUGUGGACGAUACUGGUGACAGCAUCCAUAGCUAUCACAGCUUUCCCGUGGAACCCGACAACGUGUUUGACGGGCGCCACAGAAGCCUUACACAGCAGGACAUAGUAACGGAUUCUAGCGCAAGCACUUUGUUGAAUAUAACUGGACAUUGCAUCAUGGCUCGAGCUUAGAAUCGAGUGUACCUAACGAUGUCAAAAAAUCUUUUAACGGUUCUUCGCUCGUAUUCUUGCUUGCGUGAGUUACCAAGCAAUGUGCUGUAGUUACAAGAUAGAAACUGAUACUGAUGUUAGUUAUGACACUAAGUUUGAUUCAUGACGUGCUGUAGAAGUUUACGUUAACGGCAUGUUUAUUACAAUUCUAAAGAAUAUGAGUAAAACUAGAAGCCAGUUAGCACCUCUCUAUUACCAACAUCAUUUAGGUUGCAAAACUUUCAAUGCUAGCUGGAUCCCAGUUGAACUUUAUACCUGUAUUUUUCUGGUUUCUUUUUAACAGAGGAAGCACAUGGUUGUCAUCGGAGGGGACACAACCAAGCAAAAACAAGAAAACGACACGCGUGCUACAGUCAUUCCUGAGCUGGAAUGCUACAAUCAACUUGAGCUGGUUUGGCGCGAUCCUGAGCAGCCAGAACCUGGCGUACGCCGGCAGCAAGUUCCUGUUCGGCGUGCUGUCGGACCGCGUCAGCUCCCGCCUGAUGUUCGCCACCGGCCUGCUGCUGUCGGCCGUGUUCACCAUCGUGCUGGCCGCGGCGGCCUCCGUGUCCGCCGAAGUUUUUGCGGUGCUCUGGUUCCUCAACGGAUGCGUGCAGGGCUGCGGCUGGCCCUCGCUCAUCAAGGUCCUCCAGCAGGUCAGCAUUCUUUGAUCCGCACUGCGGCAGCAGUGUACUUGUGGCCCCGGAAAGCUUCCGGUAGCGCAUUUUCGACGCCCAAGUUUGCCAGGAUAACUGAAGUAUUUUGACCCAUAAUCAACUGCAGCCAAAUGUUCCGAAUGUGUUCGAAUAUGAGGAACAGGCUUGGUGCAUUGAGUUCACGUAUGUAUGGCUUUCUUGUGCGUUUAUCUAUCAGUGUCCUAACUGCGUAGCGAUGUCAGUGCCAGGCUGGGGUGUCCUACAUAUCUACAGGCUAUUGUAAAUUAUAUUUUACUAUUUACGCACUAAUUUUAGCGCGAUUUUCCAGGGGGUGAAAUUGGAAGGCACUUCCGCGGAAAUAUGCUAGGUGGAGGAAGUGGAAGCUUCGCAUUGGCAAAAAGAAAAAAAAAGAAAAAUGGUCCUGGUCCGCGGACUGAGCCCCCAUUGCCGCUCGGCUUCCUUACCGAAUAGAGAAACCUACGUUCCCCGGAAGUUAACAAUUAUAAAGUUAGUGACAAUUUCGUUAAUUAGCUAACAUGCUACUGCGAUAUGUUGGGAAAGUAAUAUUGGCUCCUUCUAGUAACCUAACUGAUGGGCUAUUUGACGGAGGCAACUUCUAAUAAGUCUGCUUACCCGAAAAAAAAAAUAAUAAUCAUACGCGUCCUGAAUAAUCUACACUUUCAGAAAAGCUUGCAUCCUUUGGGGCUUAUCUUGUUUCCAAACAAUAAUCGCAAUCUUGCGUACGUUCCAUUUUUUUUUUCUUUUGACGUUGGAAUUGAUAUUUCCAGGUCACGAGGGCACGCGGUUUAUCAGCGUGGCACAACGUUCUUGACAGUAAAGUAGGAAAAGCAGAGUUUUCCAAAAUAUUGGGCAUAAACCAUUUGACGAUGAUAGUCAAUGAAAGCGAAUAGAACGAACGAACGAACGAACCAACGAACGUUUUCCUUGCAGAGUCCGAUCAUCGACCAUCACAGACAUCCGAGAAACCACGGAAACAGCUGAAAGAGCCACUGAAAGCUAUUUUCUUUUAAAGGAAAUGCAAGCAAGACAGAUGAAAUAUUGUUUGAGGACACGAUAUGCACCAAAGGGUGUACAUUUUUUUUUUAACUCUAUACGUCACCUCACCAACUCUGUGCAGUGCAGCUAAAUCUGUAUGGGUCGCGUCAGCCAACCAGAAAAGUGAAUCAGAAGGCUGGAUUUUCAAGUGGCCGCCUUUGAUCGCCUAAACAAUGCUACACCGACUGGAUGGAAGCUCCACGGAAGGAUUAUUAGCGUACAAUUAAUGGGCGAUUGCUCUAGCCCUUUCUCAAAACACGCAGUUGGCUCUCGUUACUCACUGGCUGACACGACUCCUAGCCAGCGCUGCACUUCACCGAAUUGGUCUCACUUUUGUUUCUUGCUGCGUAUUCGACCCUGUAGCGGUAAAUAUGUCCCUUAGCGAUAAUGUCAUCUUUUUUCCUCGCAGUGGUUUUUACAAGCACAGUUUGGAACGUUGUACGGUGUGCUGUCAGCUUCAGCCAACAUUUCGCUGAGUGUAGCCCCGUUCCUGUCUUCGUAUCUGAUGCUCACUUACAACUGGCGAGUAAGCGUCGGGUUCACGGAUGCCGCGCUGAAAACCACAACGACCAGGGAGCAGCAGGAAGAGGAACUCACCUGCUCCGCGGCGACCCCUGUGAACCUGCUGAGCAGCCCGUUUAUCUGGCUGCUGUCGGCGUCGUACCUGACCUUGUUCUUCGCUCGCACUGGUGCCGCCGAUUGGGGCCAGAUCUACAUCAUCGAGGACCUCAAGCAGACCCAGUUUGCCGCCAAUUCCUUCAUGAGCUGCAUCGAAGGUGGCGGUUUUCUGGGUGGCAUCCUGGCCGGUUACAUAACGGACUGGAUGAUCAUCUGGCACACCAACAAGGGUGGAACUUGCGGAGCGAACCCCAGGGUUCCCGUGUCGGUUGUUCUAACGGCUGGCGCUGCGGUGGCCUUCCACGUAUUCAGCUACAGCAUCACGGAACACUCGUCGGAGCUGCUGAUCGGCGUCAUCGGUCUCGCCUUGGGCGGCUGCCUGUACGGAGCCAUGGCCAUCUUCGGCGUGGUGGCCUCAGAAUGCGUGCCUGCGCACCUGUCGGGCACGUCGCACGCCAUCGUGGCCUUCGGUGGAAGCCUGGGCGGCGUCAUAUCGGGCUUCCCGCUCAGCCUGGUGGCCGAGCACUACAGCUGGUCGGCCGUGUUCCUGCUCCUGGAGAUCAUCAGCUUCCUCACGGCGUUCGCGCUGUUCGCCGGCAUGAACUUUGACUCGAGGGUGAGGGCGCCCGCCGCCAAGAAGGACGUCGCCGUCGUCGUCGUCGCCGUGCCGGUCCCCGCACUCGUGGACGCCGAUAGGCCCGACACUCUGCCGACGGAGAAGCAACCGUCCGCACUAGACGAGCCGUCUUAAAUUCCGGGAGGAGACUUAUUUCGAUUUCUUUAUCAAUCAGUUGUUUCUUCACUUCAUAGCGCGCAACCGUGACUGGGAAAUUUAGUGUCUCAAUGGAAAAAUAAAUAUUUAAAUGCGAUGA